AUGAGCAAUCUUGUGACCUCUGCAAAGGGGAAUGAUGAUGACAUGGGAAGUAGGACACAAGCCUUUGUGACCAACCCAGCAAGUCAUGAAUCUGAGGGAGCUGGAGGAGACAAAUCAAGAAAAAAUGAAUCUGCCAUAGGUGAAAAUCCCAUUGUUGCUCAAAACAUCACAGCUGAAUUACAGAGAGAACUUCUUGAACCACUUUACCAAAAGAUGAACUCCUUGGAGACAUUAAUAGAUUUUGAUAAGAUUGCUGCAAGAAAUCUAGGACCAUUGACACCAACAAAUUCUAUCACAUCUGCUCUCUCAAAUACUUUUCAAGAAUCCCUCAUCAAUGAAGUAUUGAUGAAAUCAGACAAUUUAGAUUCCAGCACUGAAACACAGGUUCUGUCUAAGCGGACAAAGAGAUAUGAACAAGUGGGUAACAUCAAUUUGAAAAAUCCCACCCAGAUUUGA
Messenger RNA from Melampsora larici-populina 98AG31, 456 nucleotides. RefSeq lists its product as uncharacterized. Bases 1 to 456 code for a protein of 151 amino acids. The record is from RefSeq and is a predicted model, not a curated record. NCBI's taxonomy places the organism in Eukaryota, Fungi, Basidiomycota, Pucciniomycetes, Pucciniales, Melampsoraceae. The transcript is spliced from 3 exons.